Molecule: messenger RNA, 533 nt
Organism: Phytophthora nicotianae INRA-310
Lineage: Eukaryota; Oomycota; Peronosporomycetes; Peronosporales; Peronosporaceae
Exons: 5
Coding region: 80-403 (107 amino acids)
Source: RefSeq, a predicted model, not a curated record
GCGACCUACCGUCCCCGUUUGAGUGACUAUCAUUUUGGUACACAAGUCAUUUUUGCUGUAAGCGGCAAUUGUAGGCAAAAUGGAGCAGAUCAUGCAGAUGCAGGACGAUAUCCACAAGCUCAAGAAGCUCAUGGACUCGGUAUUUGACAAGAUUGAGAACCAGUCGGAGCAGCGUCCGUACGAUACCGCCGACGCCUACGCGGACAAAGACCGAAUCGUCGAGAUGCUCAACCGACUGAGCUCCAGGAUGGCGGACGCUGACAUGUCGAACCUCACUGCGACGCCGACGAAGGACGCCACACCAGAGGACAUCGCGGAGCUAAAGCAGAGCAUCAACCGCAUAGAGGCGGAGCGCCAGAACAUCAAUCGCCGUGCUGGCGCAUCGCUCAAGGGAGUCUUGUAAAAUAUUCACGGGGACGCUCCUGCGCGUGUUAUUCACAACGAAUCGUCGCUGCUCUGUUAGCGUACUGCCGCCCCACUAAGCUCAAAUGUAUCCCUGAAUCUAGCAAAGUCCAUCGCUUGUCUCUCCGUUA